AUGAGCGCAGACGACGAUCGACAAAAGCAGCAUGGCGAGCAUGGCCAUCACGAGCAUCGAAGACGUCGCGCUGGCCUGGCCUCUGCUCUCGGCGCCAUUGUGACCCGCACCAGCGGUUCAGGAAGCUCCGUACCCAACUUUGGCCGUUCUUACCGCGAGCACCCUGAACAUCCGACCAAGACUGCGCCUCACACUCAGGUCCACCCGGAUUACGAGCAUGCAGAGAAGCCUAGUAACACGCAUACCAGACCUGCCAGGGCUGCAUCAGCCUCUUCGAUCAUCACCCCCGAAACCUCUACCAGACGUCUGGCUCAGAUUGCUCUUCAGUUGGGAAGCGCUACUUCCACUGCUACCCAGUCACUCAUUCGUACGUCUUCCGCUGGAUCGAGGCGCGGCGAGUGGCGUCACCUACCAGCCUAUAGAGACUUGCCUACUGAGGGCGGCUACCCUGGAUGUGCCUGGUCCGUAUGGGGCAAGGUGAGUCGUCUGCGAAGAUGGACUGUCGCACAGAUCGCGCUUCGUGCUGAUGUGACCAUCACAAAUCACAUUCUGCCUAGGGCGACGUUCUCGGCACAGUCAACAUGCUGACCCCCGAGCUCGUGCUCCGCGCAUCCAAAGAGGAGGUCAGAACGGGCGUGACGAUCCCUCUGAACUGGUCGUUCAACAAGCCCGAGCUGCCCUUGUUCGGUCGUUGCGCAGUCUCGCAUACCACUGUGACUAAGGCGGGACCUGCAGUCAUCGACAAGCGCAAAGCAGUCAAGAGUGCUCUAUAUAGCAAGGGCGUGUUUGUGGAAGACAGAAGCGACCCGUCAAAGCCUGAAGAAAUGCCUAUGGCAGAUGAAGAGAUUCACUUCAACACUCAGUCAGGCUCCCAGUGGGACGGUUUCUUGCAUUUUGGUCAUCUCGGUCGUAAGUGGUCAAUGGGCAGCACGCGGAUGUGGUUAAGAAGGCUGGAGCCGGUGCUGAAUACGCAGUGACUGCGUGCUGACACCCCCUCUCCAGUCAACUGCUUCUACCAAGGCAUCAAAAAGUCGGACAUUGCCUGGGGUACGCAGGAUAACAGUCAAGCGGCGAACAGCCCGCUUGCCAGACCAGGUAUCCAUCACCUUGCAAACCAUGGAAUCGUUGGCAGGUGCGUUGAUUGAGUCAUUAUUUGUCCUUCGCCGUUACGCUGAUGAAACGCAUAUUGUCUUGUCGUAGGGGCGUGCUGCUGGAUGUAUACGGCUACCUCUCCGAGAAGAACGCCGGACGCGCGCCUUACGAUCCGAUGACCACGCGCGCAAUCACUCUCUCAGAGCUUCAAGAGUGCGCUCGAGCUCAGGGCGUACGCUUCCACAAGGGUGAUAUUUUGCUCAUCAGGACGGGGUUUAUUGAUCGGUACAAUCGCAGCUCUUUCGAGGAGCGGAAGAGAUGGAGCGCCAAUCCUGGACAAGAACAGCUGGCCGGUGUGGAACAAGGAGAGCAUGUGGCUGAAUGGAUCUGGAAUAAUCAGUGCGUGCAGAUACGAACGUCGACUUUCGAAGUAGCUCGCGAAAACGCAUCAGGCUAACGAUCUGCCAUCCUUUCCUGUUCGGUUUGCAGCUUCGCGGCAGUCGCUGGCGAUGCUCCCGCCUUCGAAUCUUGGCCACCUCGCCCAGAGGAGCAAUUCCUGCACGAGACUCUGCUCGCGUGAGUGCAGCUUAGUGGUUAGAAGCCGAUCAGCUUGCGCCCUUGGCUGACAACCUGCUGACCUUUCACGCGCUCUGCCACCCAAGGAUGUUCGGAUGCCCCAUUGGAGAAAUGGUGGAUCUGGAGAAACUGGUAGCGCACUGUCGUCUGACCCGCCGAUGGACCUUCUUGUUCGCUUCCUGGCCACAAAAUCUGCCAGGAGGCAUCGCUUCGCCAUUCAACGGCAGCGCCGUGUUCUAA
Molecule: messenger RNA, 1908 nt
Organism: Ceraceosorus bombacis
Lineage: Eukaryota; Fungi; Basidiomycota; Exobasidiomycetes; Ceraceosorales; Ceraceosoraceae
Source: the annotation of a GenBank genome assembly